CCAUAUCACGUAGAUGCUACUAGCUAGCUAGGUCACUCGAGGUACGACAGGUUCAGUCAUCGGGAGAAAAAACCUCUCUCUGAGGCAGCGGACACUUCCAUCUGGCAACCUUUCUUUGGGUUCAAUUGGUUUUAAAAACAGAAGUUCAUCCUUCCAAGCUCGCAUUGUUUGAAUACAAAGGAUCCUCAUGGCCAGUUUGGAUUAUCCAUGGUCCUUGCGGGAGAGACUCAGAGGCCACGCAGAAACAACGCCGGGAAGAAUCCAUUCUAGCUAGGCACUUCGAAGGACAAUUUUGAUCUCAUUCGGGUCGUUCGCCGCCUUCGGGCGUAAACGGCGACUGAAGCCCUUGUUCCAAUUUCAUGAGAAUGAAGCCAUGGGUAUCGUAGGAGUCACUAGAAUGCACACAGUGUCAUCUGUUCACCAUGAGAAGCCUGCACAAAAGAUUCCGCCUCACACAUGAUUGGUGAAACGGCAAGGGUGGUUUGCUGUGUUGGUGGGUUGGUAAGUGGUACCGUACAUGUAUUUGUGGCGGCGGUGUUCGGCCUUGUUGCACCGUGGAAACUUGUGGCUUCUGCUUGGAAACGUGUGAGCCUUUGCUCGUGGACAGGCGCUGCAAAUCCUGCCACUUCCUUGCUCUGAAUGAUCGAAGCGAAGGACCAUCCAGCCAUGCAGCCAAGACGGUAUGAUCUGCAACCAAACAAGUGGCUUCUGGCAACUCAAACGAGUUCUUCCGCUGGGCUUUCGUUUGAGUCGGGGCAACGUUCGUGCCACGACUGGUACCAGUACCAGAGCAUUGUUGUGGAGGAAAGCCACAAUCAGGACAACAAUCGAGCACCAUGAUGCUUUUCCUAAUAUUGCUGUUCUUUGAAGCGACAAAUGCAGAGUGUUCCGGGACUUUUCCAAGGUCCUGCGGAAGCUACUUUUCGUUACGACGCUGCGCCACAACCUCCUUGCUGUCUUGUGCGCCUUUCAUGACCGACUGCGCCGAAUCUGGGUGCGUGGAAGCCGGUUGUUUUUGCCGCAACUACAUUGACGAUGUUUUGGCCAAUGGGACAUUUCUGGAGUCUUUUGAGUGUGCGGGGAGCUUGGGUAUCGGUGCACAGUUUGGGUGCUCAGACUUUGUAACACAAGAGCUUUGCCUGAAAGCGAAUUGUACUUGGACGGAUCCCAAUCCAACUCCCAUCGCAGCGCCGCCAGUCCCAACGCCCACAAUAGCACCAACGAUCAACGACAUGCUUGCUCCUACCGAAUGCACUGGGACGGCAAGGUCCUGUAGGAGCUACUUUCCAUUGUGGGACUGUCCCAUACCCAGCCCGUUGGUCUCAUGCAACAGCAUGGCCUGGGAAGAGUGCACGGAGUUCUCCGGUUGCGGGGAUGCCGGAUGUGACUGUCUCCACAGCUAUUUCGACACGGAGGAGGAGGAGGAGGAUUUCGCGGCUUUCGUGGAAACAUACGAGUGUGUGGGAACACCGCUUCCUUGCGCAGAUUUUGCAACACAAGAUCUUUGCGAAACCGCGAAUUGCACUUGGAAUCCUUCCCAGUCGCCAUCCAUCCCGGCUCCUUCGAGUCCACCACCGAGCUCCCUGGAGAGCACGACAACUCCCAGCCAAUCACCGAAGCAACAAAAAGUCCCACCGCAGCAAGCCAAGUGUGGAUCGUUGGCUUCAUCUGCUGGGGACAGCGGAGGUGCAGCAGGGCAAGCCAAAGAUUGCUCCCGCACUUCCGAUUCAGGCAGCGGCCGUAGCCGUGGUGGCGGGCGCAGAUUGAAGGGAAGGUAGCUCACGCGGAUGAAUGCCCUGGACGAGUCUGAUGACUGAUGAUACGUCCGGUUCUCUGUUCACUGCAUUGUUGGAGUCAGCGUCAUCCUGAAGCACUGUUGGCUCUGCCCUUAGAGUGAGGCCGCAAGCCUCGAUCAGUUCUGUCUGCCGGGUUGUCGGGCUUCCAAACUUCCUCUGGAGGUACGCGAACAUGGACGAUGGCGAUGCGCCUGAUUAUCAAAAUAGUAGUUAUCAAAUAGUAGCUAAAAGGUUUCAUGGGAUCUUAUUAUUAUUAUCGUUCGUUCACAUCUCU
Seminavis robusta is the source of this 2070-nucleotide messenger RNA. The record is from the annotation of a GenBank genome assembly. Lineage: Eukaryota; Bacillariophyta; Bacillariophyceae; Naviculales; Naviculaceae.